Colletotrichum graminicola M1.001 is the source of this 1896-nucleotide messenger RNA. RefSeq lists its product as uncharacterized. Lineage: Eukaryota; Fungi; Ascomycota; Sordariomycetes; Glomerellales; Glomerellaceae. The record is from RefSeq and is a predicted model, not a curated record. Bases 1 to 1896 code for a protein of 631 amino acids. The transcript is spliced from 2 exons.
AUGUCCGCUGCCACCGCAAAGAAACCGCCCGCUGCGGGCGUCGGUCGCGUUUCUUCGACGGAUCCCGCAACGUCGCCUUCUGUGUCUCCCGCAAGAACACCUACGCGGUCUUCCACGCCCACCGCUGCUACUGCUACGCGCAGAGCGCCAGCUCGGUCGGGGACACCUGUAUCUGCCCGUGCAGCAGCCGUCUCGAGAAGAAAUUCCAUUAUGGGCAACAGCAACAAUAACGGCAACACCGAAGCCGAGGAAGCUGUGAGGGCUGAGACCGUCGCGCUGCUGGACGACCUCAAGGAGCGUCUCUCCAAGGCCGAGGUCUCUUCCGAUCAGUACAGGAAACAGGUCGAAGUGCUGCAGACGAGACUGGAUGACGCUAUUAAGGAAUCUUCCAAGCUGGAGGAGAAGGUACAUGAGGCGGAAGAGCAGAUCGAAACGCUGCGAAAGGAGAAGAGGGAUGCCGCCAAGAAGAUGCGUGAGAUGGAGGCUAUCUACGAGGCCGAGCGAAGCUCAAUGACCAAGGAGAAGGAAGAGAUGUCCAACAGAGAGGAGGAGAUGCAGACUAUCAUCCAGAGACUAAAGGAUACCCUGUCGCAACGAGCUAACGACGAGGAGGGCCGCCCAUCGCGGCAAUCUGCAACAUCCUCACCCAACAUCGACAACGGCAGCUUUGCUCCCCCUUCUUCCUUGAACCGCAGCGACUCCCGGAACAAUUCUAAGAUCUUGCUUCAGAAGGACAAGCUGAUUGAGUCAUUGAGACUCGAACUGGCAGAGGCACAAAUCAAGCUGGUGGAGUCCGAGAACCAGGGCGGCGGCAGGUUGCAGGAGGUGGAACGGCUGCUGAUGGAAGCUCGCAUGGCCAAUGCCCGCCUCAUGGAAGACAAUGAGAGCUACCAACUGCUUCUCCAGGAGAAGACUCUCAACGGCGAUUUCUCUAAGAACGAUUUUAGCUACAUGAGUGCGUCCGCCAACCAGGACGCCCUCAACGCGCUCGAGGGCCGGCCUCGCGGUGCGAGCUUGGCGGACGAGCUGUCCGAUGAUGCAUCUGACCCUGGCAACGAUAACGAACAUGUCCGCCGCCUUGAGUCAGAGGUCAAGUCUAUGAAGGACCAGAACAAAGCGCUUACGCUCUACAUCAACAAGAUCAUUGAGAGACUCCUCCAGCACCAAGAUUUCGAACACAUUCUGGACACUUCCAGCGAGCCCAAGCCACCAGGCGCCAACACCAACAAGGAUCUCCCGCCGCCACCGCCAAAGGAGGGCGCUUCCGGAGCCUCUCUGCUGCAACGAGCGAAGACCAUGGCCGCCGGCCCGAACAAGCCUAGACCAAGGCCUAUGUCGUACAUGCCUUCGGCGCAACCAGCCAACUCGGCGCAUACCGAUCCGGAGACAGCACCUCGCAUCCCUAUCGGGAACCUGACCCGUUCCUCUAGCACCCGUCGUGCGCGCCCCAUGAGCGAGCAGUUCACUGGCGUCAACUUGGUCAACCAGAUGUACAGGGGACCGGACGGCCCCAUCUCCCCGCCCCUUGGCUCCCCUCGCACCCCGCGAACUUCGCAGACCUUUAUCGGUGGCAACCCCCACGCCGCAGCCCGGGCAACCAGCGGUCAGCAGGCACCGACCGCAGGAAACUUCCCUGGGAUGCGCAGCGAUACGUCGAGCACGAGCGGUGACUCGAAUGGCCUGACCACGCCUCCCUCGCAGUCACCCCCGCGAUCCCACCAUGAAAAGCAGACCACAUUUGCGGGUAACAAGCCCCGUCCUCUGCGUCUGGUACAGGAGAACAACGAAACCAAGCAGGAGAACAACAAGCGAUCCAGCUGGAUGGGGUGGGCCUCAGGCUGGGGCAAGAAGGACGAAUCCCCCACGGCCUCAUCCAAUGAAGCCAUUCCCGAGUAA